Messenger RNA from Cyphellophora attinorum, 1881 nucleotides. RefSeq lists its product as uncharacterized. NCBI's taxonomy places the organism in Eukaryota, Fungi, Ascomycota, Eurotiomycetes, Chaetothyriales, Cyphellophoraceae. The record is from RefSeq and is a predicted model, not a curated record. Gene Ontology annotation, biological process: transport. Bases 1 to 1881 code for a protein of 626 amino acids. The transcript is spliced from 2 exons. Gene Ontology annotation, molecular function: transporter activity.
AUGUCAACACACAGUCCAAUGCAUGCCACGGGCGAGGAAUCAGACCCCUCAGGCUCUGGCAGCAAGCUCACAAAAGCCACCAUCAUCGUCGCUGGUGUCGCCGCCCUUGUCGCCUGUCUGAUCUCCUUCCUAUCGAUCUGGCUACAACUGAAGAACUAUCGCAAACCGCUAUUACAACGGUAUGUGGUCAGAAUACUGCUCAUGGUUCCGAUAUACUCGGCAGCAUCAUGGGCCUCAGUCGUCUCACUCAAAGCCGCGUUCUAUCUCGAUCCUCUCCGAGACGUCUACGAAGCAUUCACCAUCUAUACCUUCUUACAGCUGCUGGUCAACUUCAUUGGGGGUGAAAGGUCCUUAAUCAUUAUGAUGCAUGGCCGGGCUCCGGUGUCUCACCCCUGGCCUCUCAAUCUGUACUUCUCGAAGGUCGACAUCUCGGACCCGCAUACUUUCCUUGCCAUCAAGCGAGGCAUUCUGCAGUAUGCGUACCUGAAGCCCGUCUUGGCUGUCUCAACCAUCGUCUUCAAAUUGACAAACACCUACAAGGAGGGCUAUCUCAGUCUAGACUCUGGCUAUCUGUGGUCUGGUAUCGUUUACAACGUCUCCAUCACUAUCAGCUUGUACGCACUCGCCAUGUUCUGGGUCUGCAUGUCUGAUGAUCUUCAGCCUUUUCGACCUAUGCCAAAGUUCUUGUGCAUCAAGCUCAUUAUCUUUGCUUCUUAUUGGCAAGGCUUCUUCUUGUCCAUCUUGCAGUUCCUCGGCGCCAUUCCCAAUGAUGUUCCUGGCUACUCCGCAGACAACUUAGCCGCUGCUAUACAGGACGCACUCAUCUGUUUCGAGAUGCCGCUCUUCGCGAUUGGACACUGGUAUGCAUUCUCUUGGCACGACUAUGCCGACGUGACCAUCUCUUCGGCACGAAUGCCCGUCAGGUUUGCAUUCAGGGACAGCUACGGGAUUCGAGACUUGAUCGAGGACACCAAAGAGACCUUCCGAGGCAAGCACUACGACUACCGCUCGUUCGACUCAGGCGAUCACAUCAUCGCCCAUGAGGAGUCAUACUCCCGCAUAGCUCGGAUGGAAGAUGGUAUGCGAUAUGAGAGAGGUGGGAAGGGCAAAUACUGGAUACCGAAAUCGGCUCCCAACAGCAAGACACCACUCUUGUCGAAAGCUGGCAGCAACAACCCUCCUGCGCCGGAAGCUCGUGGUCGAGCCAUCGACUAUCGCGCAGCUGAGCCGGAUAUUGAGAUUGCUAUCGAUGCUGAAGAUGAGAGGCUCUUCGCUAAUGCUCGAGCUCUGGAGUUCGGCGACUGGAACUAUCCUGUUGUGACUGCUCAUGAAGCGUCAAGAGAAGAUUGGAUGAGAAGAGAUCCGCAUCUGUUGACUACAUCGACGAAUCGUCACCUGAUUCAGCCCACCAAAGACCAUGAGCGCAGGAGAAAGCGAGAAUUGAGAGAAAGUAUUCACAAAGGGAAGGAGAGGAGCAGCUCUUCCAAGGGCAGUCGUGGCGGCAUCGAGUCCAAGUUACGGCAAGACCAACAUCCCGAGGAGCAGGGUAUUCAGGAACUUCCCGAAUCAACGACCGACACCGAUCAGCUCGUGGAUCUGGUUGUAGAAGACCACGAAGCUGAGCAAGCGGAGCGGGUCCGUGCGAGGAAAGAAGGCGGAGAUCGGUGGAAUAAGGACGAAAACGUGAGACAUUUCGUUCGUACCUAUUCGGUAGACGGAGAGGAAGCAGGCCAAGAGAUUCGUACGACGGGAUAUGACCCAAGCAAGGUCCCAGCAGAUCAUCUUCCGCCCGAGCAUGCUGUGUCAGACGAGGAAGAUGAAGGAAAGGCCUCGAACAGCAAUGGAGGACGGUACGGCGAGGAGGACAAUGUCUGGAAAUGA